This is a messenger RNA of Didymella exigua CBS 183.55, 1185 nucleotides long. RefSeq names its product CAIB/BAIF family protein. NCBI's taxonomy places the organism in Eukaryota, Fungi, Ascomycota, Dothideomycetes, Pleosporales, Didymellaceae. Gene Ontology annotation, molecular function: catalytic activity. The coding region runs from base 1 to 1185 and encodes 394 amino acids. The record is from RefSeq and is a predicted model, not a curated record. The transcript is spliced from 3 exons.
AUGACGCGAGUACUGGCCGGUCCAUACUGCACGCAAAUCCUGGGAGAUCUUGGCGCAGAUGUGAUCAAGAUCGAACACCCAACCAGAGGCGAUGACACACGAGCAUGGGGCCCGCCCUACGCACAGUACACCAACGGCGAUUCCGGCCCUGGUGAAAGCGCUUACUACCUAGGCGUAAACCGCAACAAGCGCUCCAUCGGCUUAUCCUUCCAGCAUCCUGCCGGCGUCGAUAUCCUGCACCGGCUGGUCGCACAAUGCGACGUGCUCGUGGAAAACUACCUGCCCGGGUCCCUUGCAAAGUACGCAAUGGACUACGACACCGUCUCCAAGAUCAACCCAGGCCUCAUCUACGCCUCCAUCACGGGAUACGGUCAGACGGGCCCGUAUAGGAAUCGCGCUGGAUACGACGUCAUGGUCGAGGCGGAAAUGGGACUCAUGCACAUUACUGGCUCACGCGAUGGACCGCCUGUGAAGGUCGGUGUUGCCGUCACGGAUCUGACGACGGGGCUGUACACGAGUAACUCCGUCAUGGCGGCGCUUUUGGGCCGGGCUCGCACAGGCAAGGGCCAGCAUAUCGAUGUUGCGCUGAGCGAUUGCCAAGUAGCGACGCUUGCGAACAUUGCGUCCUCGUGUCUGAUCAGUGGGGAAAAGGACACUGGGCGCUGGGGUACGGCGCAUCCGAGUAUUGUACCGUACAAGGCGUUCAAGACUGCUGACGGUGAUAUCCUUCUGGGCGGUGGGAAUGAUCGCCUGUACGGCGUGCUGUGCAACAAGCUGGGGAAACCGGAGUGGAUCACAGAUGAACGGUUCGUCACGAACGCUGUGCGCGUCAAGCACCGAGAUACACUUGAAGAACUCAUCGAGAAAGCGACAAGCCAAAAGACGACAAAGGAAUGGCUCGAGAUCCUGGAAGGCUGCGGGAUGCCGUACGCAGCGAUUAAUGAUGUACAGGGCACGUUGAGCCACGAGCAUGUGCUGGCCAGAGACAUGGUCAAGGAGGUUGAGCACCCUGCGUGCGGGACGAUUAAGAUGGUCAACACGCCGGUCAAGUGGAGUGAUAGCAAGCCAGGGAUCCGGAUGCCACCGCCCACGCUAGGGCAACACACUGAUGAAAUUCUGGGCGAGACGUUGGGAAUGAGUAAAGAUGAGGUCGAGGGGCUGCGGAACGAGGGUGUCAUCGCAUAG